CAAAAUUUUCGUCAUUAAAACAAGAUUUAACAACAGCAAAGCAAAAUCGAGUGAAACAAUUCUCCAAUGAAAGUAUUCAACUUGAAUCAUUUUUAUUGCCAUUUCCACGUUGCAUCGAUGAAUAUUGUUCAAAAUGGUUUUUGAAAUCAACGUAUUAUAAUGAACAUAAACAUAAAUUACGCUGUGUUGAUUGUAAAGAAUUUGUAUACGAUAAUAAAUCCGAACUAUUACUUCAAAUAUUUAUCGUUGAGAAUGGGACGUAUGAGAAUGCUGAUUGUGGAUUCAGAUGUAGUGUAAAGGAAAUUGUACGAUCUAUUAAUUUGAGCGAUGCAAAGAAGACGCAUAAAAUCUAUGAUAAGGUAAUUAUUUACAAUGUACCAGAUGGAUGGAGUUUUCAACAUUUUCUCGAUGGUAUCGGUCCAAAAUUAGUCUUUUCGAAGCAUUAUCUUGCAGAUUAUCCAGACAUUAAAGUUGUCAUUCAACACGGUGUGAGAUUUGAUGAAUAUGUACAGAGUUUUUGGAAAAUGUUAAAUGUCAGUGGCGAACGAUUUAUCCAUUAUAGAAACAAUAUGAGAAUUGCAGCAAAACUUUUAAUUAAUCCGUGUAAACAGCCACCAAUACAUCCCAUACUAUGGAGUAAAGCAAGAGAAAUGUAUUGGUCAUUUGCGAAAAUAUCACCAAUAACCACCAAUAAACAACAAGUCAGUUUAAUCUAUAUAGAAAGAUCUACACAUAAUUCUCAUAAUAGGGGACGAUUAAUUAUAAAUAACCAACUAGUUCGACAUAAAUUAGCCAAUUUUUCAAAAUAUGCAGAAUUGAACUAUAUUGAGUAUGAUCACAAAAAGUACUCAAAUGAAAGUAUUAUCGAGACAGUUAAAUUAUUUUCAACGGCAAAAGUUAUCGUGUCAGUGCACGGAGGUGGUUUAUAUAAUAUGAAUUUUGCACCUCCGAAAACAAUUAUCAUUGAAUUUAUGCCAUAUGAUGAACAGAAAAAUAAGAUAAACGAGAAUAAACCGACUGUUUGUAAUUCAAAUUCAAAAGUAUGUGCGGGCUAUAUUUUUUAUAUUCAAGCUGCUCUAUUAAAACAUGUUUACUGGAUGAUACCUGAACAAAUAGACGCCAAUGGAAAUAUUCACGUUAAUUUGACUCGAUUAGACAUACUCUUUAAUAAAAUAUUACAUGACGGUUAUGAAUAG
Didymodactylos carnosus is the source of this 1196-nucleotide messenger RNA. The record is from the annotation of a GenBank genome assembly. NCBI's taxonomy places the organism in Eukaryota, Metazoa, Rotifera, Eurotatoria, Philodinida, Philodinidae.